Molecule: messenger RNA, 667 nt
Organism: Dentiscutata heterogama
Lineage: Eukaryota; Fungi; Glomeromycota; Glomeromycetes; Diversisporales; Gigasporaceae
Source: the annotation of a GenBank genome assembly
UUCGAUAUUCAACAUCCGUUGUGAGUCUGGGUGAUAUAAGACAUCGAAAAAAUGUAUUUAAAGAGCCUGACUCACCAUCAAUACAUGACCUACCAGAUGAUGAUCUGCUAAUGUACGGCACAAAAGAGAAUGGUGUAAAAAGCAUUUCCAAAUUCCUUACAGGAAUAUCUACUAGCGAUGUGUGUAACUUCCUCGGGCUCAUUGUCGUUUCUAUCAUUGUAAGAUUGUAUCGUCUGGACCAUCCAAGUUCGGCUGUAUUUGAUGAGAUGCAUUUUAUGACUCUCGCUUCGAAAUAUAUCAGGAGAACCUUCUUUAUUGAUGUACACCCACCAUUGGCAAAGUUGCUAAUCGCUCUUUCGGGUUUCUUGAGUGGAUACGAUGGAAUCCUUGAUUUAGAAAAUGAAAAUGAAUUUUCUGGAUCUAAUUAUCCAUAUGUGACAAUGCGCCUGAUAUCAGGAAUUUUGGGAGUUUUUAUAAUACCGAUCUCUUAUUUGACAAUUAAAUUAUCUGGAUUUUCGACAACUGCUGCAUUUCUGGUUUCUGCUUUAUUGAUAUUUGAGAACGGCUUAGUAACUCAAAGCAGACUUAUUUUAUUGGAUUCACCGUUGAUAGCUUCCACAGCAUUUACAAUGUUGAUGUGGGUAAAAUUUCAUAAUGAACAAAAAAG